CAAUCUCAGCCACCACAGUAACCGUCUUCAUCCAGACAAAAACCAGCCACUGCAACCAUAGAAAUCACCGUCGUGAUUCAGAUGCGGCGGAGAGGAGGGAUCUCCUGGAUGAAGAAGAUGACGAAGUCGAAGUCAAAGUCAAGCUAGACAAAGAGGGUUUCAUUCCCAAAUCCCAGCUCCUUCCAUGGCCGAUUCUGUGCGGAGAGACCAAGAAAUUAAAACGAAGAAGAAGUUAGAAAUCAGCAAAUCAAGAAAAGGGUGAGGUGCAGAGCAAGAUUCAACAGUUCAAAGGAAGGAAUAGAGGAAGAAGAAAUAGUGACGAGGUAUCUUGCUUGCUGGUUGUGGGUAAACGAGAUUUGAGGGAUUGUAGAGUGUUGCAGUGAGGAAAAAGCUUUUGCCGUCCGCCGUUGUUCUUACCGGAUCAUCGUCGUUCAUCAUCGUCCUCGCCGGAGUAAUCAUCUUCGCUGCCAUAGUCCUAUUCAUCGUCCUCACUCCUCAGUCUCAGUAACAAGGAGAGAUAAUGAUGGGGCAAAAUGGUCAGACUUGAGACUUUGAUGGAAGUGGAACUGGGUUCCAGGGGAUUAGGUGUGGAGCCAUGUUCCAUCAUUUUUUUUUUUUGGGAGUGACUUACACUGACAAGCCAAUUCAGGCCUACCAAACGCACGAAAUUCGGGGUUCCAUUGCACCUCCACCUCUCUGGGCUCAGUUCACUCCUAAAAAAACAGGCCAUUAGUGUUUCUCGACUUACAUAUUGAUAUUUUCGCCUUAAACCUUUAGUGGCUUGCUCAUGACUUUGGGUAAUGCCUUUUGGCUGAGGUAUAAUUUUGGAUUAUAUCCCAGAAAUCUCAAUGUGAAGUCCUAUUCUAUUCUUGCAUUAGAUCAGGAGCUCAUUUCUCUAUUAAAAUCAUGCAAAAUGUCUUCUGAAACCAAUCAAAUCCAUGGCUACAUGGUUAAGACUGGUCUCGAUAGCUUUCCUUUCAAUUUGGGCAAGCUCCUAGCAGCUUCCAUCCGUGACAUAGAGCAUGCGGCAUCCAUUUUCAGUUAUAUACAAAAUCCAAAUCUUUACAUGUUCAAUACAAUGCUUAGAGGCUAUUCUUUUAGCGAUUACCCAAAACAAACUUUUAUGUUGUUCAACAAUUUGAGGGCUCGAGGAAUUGUCCUGGAUGAAUUCUCUUUUAUUACAACACUCAAAGCUUGUGGUCGAGCAUUAGAGACUGGGAUUGGCCAAGGGAUCCAUGGAAUUGCAUUGAAGUCUGGGCAUAUGAUGUUUAUUGAUGUGAAGAAUAGCCUCUUGCAUUUUUAUUGUGUUUGCAAAAGAAUUGAAGAUGGUCAUAAACUGUUUGAUGAAUUUCCAGCAAAAAACGACUUGGUUUCUUGGAACACUUUAAUGGGUGGCUAUGUUCUUGUUUUUAAGCCUACUAUAGUUUUGGAUUUGUUUAGAAAAAUGUGUUGUGUUGGGCUUAAAGCCAGUGUUGCCACUAUCUUGUGUCUUUCAACUGCUUUUGGCAACAUAGCAAGUGUUGUUUUAGGAAAAUCGCUGCAUGGGCAUUGUCUCCGAAUAGGCUUUGGCUCUGAUUUGAAUGUGCUUACUUCUUUGAUUGAUAUUUAUGCAAAAACAGGGCAUAUCUACCAGGCACGUAAAAUUUUUGAUGGACUUGUUAAAAGGGAUGUUGUCUUGUGGAACUGUUUAAUAGGUAACUAUGGGAGAAUUGGUCUAGUAGAAGAAGCACUGUCUUUGAUGCAGCAGAUGCGACUCCAAGGAGUCAAACCUAAUUCAUCUACCUUAUCAGGUUUGCUUUCAGCUUGCCCUGCAUCUGGAGCUAUCCAAGUAGGACAGUAUGUUUCUAGUUACAUGGAAGAGGAGAGACUAAAAUUGGAUCCAGUUCUCGGAACUGCUCUUGUUGACAUGUAUGCUAAAUGUGGUUUUCUAAAUAAAGCUUUGGACAUUUUUGAGAGAAUGGAAAGUAAAGAUGUAAAGUCUUGGACAGCCAUGAUAACAGGUUAUGGGGUUCAUGGGCAGCCAACUAAUGUCAUUAGGCUUUUCAAUAGGAUGGAGAAGGAAGGGUUUAGACCAAAUGAAGUCACUUUUCUAGCAGUUUUGAGCUCUUGCAGUCAUGGAGGCCUUGUGAUGGAAGGCACAGCAAUUUUUGAAAGGAUGGUUAGAGAAUAUGGUUUUUUACCUCAGGUUGAACACUAUGGAUGCCUCAUUGAUCUCUUAGGUCGAGCAGGAAUGCUAGAGGAAGCACAUAAACUGAUUAAGAGCUUGCCCAUUAAGAGUGAUGCUACUGCUUGGCGUACACUGCUUGCAGCUUGUCGAGUUUAUGGGAAUAUUAAAUUGGGAGAAUGUGUGAAAGAAAUGUUAAGAAAAAUGUAUAAAGAGCAUCCUGCAGAUUCCCUUCUCAUAUCUAGCACUUAUGCUGUCACUGGAAGACUUUCAGACCUUCCGAGAACUGAAGGAAUGAAGGAAGCAGAUAUUGUUCUGGAAAAACGUGGGACAGUUGAAAUGAAGAGAGAAAAGAUGGUUAAAGAGGCUGGGCUCAGCAUAAUUGAAGUAUAUAAUCAGGAGUGAGACUGCCAUACUUCCAUCUACAAUUUUUGUCUCACCAGGUGGUGGCUCUGUGGUGCAACAGGACCCUUAAUGACAUGUCUGAGUCUGAAAGUCGGGCGAGAUUUGAUCCAUUUAGGCAAAGCCAUGGUAGAUAUCAGUUCAAUGAUUUGCCAACUUACUGUCAAUUUGGUGCCAUCUUUUUGCUGGUUUGAAAAUAUUUUUCUGAUCACUCAAUUUUGUCGAAUCACAGUAGUUUGUGUUAGGCCCUUGACAGCUGGUCCCAAGCCCAGAUAAAGAAGGAGUGCUGUGUUAGGCUUUUGACAGCCAAACGUAAAAAUUUGUCGGAUUUCACAUAUAAAUGGACACUAAUUUGCCAAGGCCCCUGGAGUAACAAAAUUAAAUGAGCCUUCAAAACCCAUCAAGAGUCUUGACGUUAUUGAAGGAAGUGUUUCCUUUCAUCUGUCAAUCAACCUGGAGUUUUGGAGUUGUGGUCAAUCAAUUUGGUUACACCUUUUAUCCUCAAGAUCUGUGAUUUUCUCCCUUGUAAAACGCUAAUUUCCCUCUCAGGGCUUCCAUAUCUUCAGAAGCUUGUUAUUAAUUGGUAUGUGAAUCAGAAGGCAAAAACUUCCACAUUUUGUGAUGUUGGCAAAUAAUGACUUCAUUUGACUUCCUUUUGUUACUA
Messenger RNA from Prosopis cineraria, 3230 nucleotides. Its product is annotated as pentatricopeptide repeat-containing protein At1g26900, mitochondrial. Gene Ontology annotation, molecular function: RNA binding; protein binding. Bases 788 to 2569 code for a protein of 593 amino acids. The transcript has a single exon. The record is from RefSeq and is a predicted model, not a curated record. Gene Ontology annotation, biological process: RNA modification. Lineage: Eukaryota; Viridiplantae; Streptophyta; Magnoliopsida; Fabales; Fabaceae.